Molecule: messenger RNA, 1260 nt
Organism: Colletotrichum tamarilloi
Lineage: Eukaryota; Fungi; Ascomycota; Sordariomycetes; Glomerellales; Glomerellaceae
Product: cytidylyltransferase
Exons: 3
Coding region: 1-1260 (419 amino acids)
Cellular component (GO): cytoplasm; nucleus
Molecular function (GO): ATP hydrolysis activity; nicotinamide-nucleotide adenylyltransferase activity
Source: RefSeq, a predicted model, not a curated record
AUGUCACCCAACACCACGGACCUAGACCCGGCCAUGAACAGCCGCAAAGCCCUCGUCGACUUCUUCGCCCGGAGCCUGGCGGCGUUUCAAUCCUCAAAGGAUGCGUUUCGCGUUGUCUGCACACUUCCUCCCCGCGGAGAAAAUGCCGGAGAGGCUGCCGGAGAGUUCAGCAUAUCGACACCGGCGCCGGCGCCGCGGAGGCCGAACCGGAACGACGUGAAGGCGGGGCCGGUGGAGAGCAGCCUCGUCGUGCUGGAUUCCUCGUUUAACCCGCCUACACUUGCGCAUCUACGCAUGGCGGCGUCUGCGGUGAGAGAUUUGCAGAAGGGGAGGAGUACGACCGCGACGACGAGGGGCGGUGGAGCUGGAGAUUCGUCGUCGGGUGCGGCUGGGGAGCUGGGCCAGAGGAGGGCUGUGAGGUUGCUGCUUCUGCUUGCUGUGAAUAACGCGGACAAGAAGCCUAAGCCUGCGGCGUUUGAGGUUAGGUUGGGGAUGAUGUAUGCGUUUGCUAGGGAUUUGAGGGAUGAGGUGCGGCGGAGGGGGGUAGAUGGGGCCGAGGAGGAUGUUGAGGUCGACUUGGGGUUGACGACGAUGCCGUAUUUCCACGAUAAGAGUCAGGCUAUUUCGGACACGAGGUUUUAUGCGCGAGGGGAUGGGGGAGGGGAGCCGGAGCAGGUGUAUUUGGCGGGAUAUGAUACUCUUAUCCGGAUCUUUAACCCAAAGUACUACCAUGCUUCUUCUUCUUCUUCGUUACCGGGAGGGACAGCAGUGGAGGAGGCAGAGGCACCGAUUCGAAGGGCGCUGGAUCCGUUUCUGGACAGGUCUAGGUUGCGCAUCACGAUGAGGACGGAUGAUGAGUGGGGUGGUGAGGGGGAGCAGGUCGCGUACCUCAAGAGUUUGAGGGAUGGUGGGCUGGAGGAUGUUGGUGGACGGCGGGCGUGGGCGGAGAGGGUUGAGAUGGUUAGGGGGAGGGAUGAGGGGGAGGAGGUUGUUAGUAGUACCAAGGUGCGCGAGGCUGCUUCGGCGAGGGAUGAGGAGAUGUUGGGACGGUUGGUUAGUGCGAGGGUGAAGGGAUGGGUGCUUGGCGAAGGGUUGUAUCCGGGUGAUGAGGGCUUCGUGUGCUGCUUCGUCUACGAUAUGAGGCAAGUUCGCAGAGACGUCGUUGAUAUUGGCGAAUGGGCACAUGGACUCAUCGUCCUCCUGAUGGACAUCAUCGAGCCAGGGAACCUCGUUGGCUUCAAACGGCAGCAGGCCAUCUAG